CGCUUUCCCCAUUAUUCUCUCUUUCUUUCUCUUCUCUCUCUUCUUCAUCUUCUUCCCAGUUAAUGCUGCAAACCCCCAUUAUUGAAUAGAUUAAAUUAAAUGCACUUAUUCUAAUACAUUCAAGGGGUUUGAUUUAAUAACAAGAUCUUGUAAUUUUGGGGUUUGAUUGAUUAAUUAAUUAAACAAUUUCUUCAGAUUUUAUAUUUUUAUUAUAAAAUCAAUGGAGAUUUCAGUUGAUGCCACCAACAAACCCACAAAUUUGCAAGUUAAAGGUGAGAAGAUGGUUACGAGAAAAUUCGGUGUCGAGAUCAGUAAUAAUAGAAGAACAUUGGGAGCUAUUAAUCAGAAACCAGGAGCUCAACUCUAUCCAUGUGUUGUCAACAAGAGAGCUUUAUCACAAGCAAAUGGAAACAAUGAGAACAAUGCUGUAAACCAGAUUCAUAGACCAAUGACAAGGAAACUUGCUGCUCAAAUUGCCAAUAAGAAACAGUGUUUCCCUGAGGAUGUUUUGAAGCCGAAACCAUCACCAGAGAGUUUUAAGGUAUGGGAAGAUGUGGAGGAUCGACCGGUUCCUAUGUCGUUGGAAACAAAAAAGCCUCAAAAAGACCAUAUGCAGGAAGUUGAAAUGGAGGACAUACUUGAAGAACCUGUGGUGGAUAUCGAUAUGGCAGACUCAAAAGAUCCGUGUGCUGUUGUUGAAUAUGUUCAAGACCUACAUUCUCAUUACAGAAGGAUGGAGAGUUCAGGCAUGGUUUCACCAAACUAUAUGUUGACACAACAAUCUGAUAUUAAUGAGCGAAUGAGAGCUAUAUUAAUCGACUGGCUCGUUGAGGUGCACCACAAGUUUGAUCUUCAACACGAGACACUGUUUUUGACAGUUAACCUCAUAGACAGGUUUUUGGCUAGGCAAAGUGUGGCCAGAAAGAAGCUGCAAUUAGUUGGUUUAGUUGCCAUGCUUUUGGCUUGUAAAUAUGAGGAAGUUUCUGUCCCUGUUGUCGACGAUUUGAUUUUCAUCUCGGACAAAGCUUACUCCAGAAGCGAAAUUCUUGAAAUGGAGAAGUUAAUGUUGAACACAUUAGAGUUCAACAUGUCAGUUCCAACCCCAUAUGUGUUCUUGAAAAGAUAUCUAAAGGCGGCACAAUCAGAGUCAAAACUCGAGCAGGUGUCCUCUUUCUUGAUGGAGCUUUGCCUUGUGGAAUACGAGAUGAUCAAAUUCUCGCCGUCCUUCUUAGCUGCAGCUUCUGUGUACACUGCUCAGUGCAGUCUUUAUGGACUGCAACAAUGGUCCAAAACUUGUGAAUGGCACACGAAUUACUCUGAAGAUCAGCUUCUGGAAUGCUCGAGAAAGAUAGUGGGAUACCAGGAAAACGCGUCAACAGGAAGAUUAACAGGAGUUUACAGGAAAUACAAUACUUCAAAGUUUGGCUACGCUGCAAAAUGUGAGCCAGCCAAGUUUAUUGUAGAUCAGACCCAACAAUGAAGAAGAAGAGAGCAAUUAUACUGACAUAAUGCAACUGAUGAAAACUUUGGGUGUUGAUUUUAACAAAUGAGGGAUUCUGUGAGGGGGUGGUUUAGAAAGAAAAAAAAUAACAUAGCAACUUUACUCUUGUUGCCCUUUUAGGGGUUUUGAGGGGUGGGGUGUUACUUUACAUUUACAUGGUGGUUCAAUUUGUAUGAACUACAUAGGCCUAAUUGUUCAUGUUGAACAUAAUUGAUGAACUCAUGAUUUUCUUUCUAUUUUUUACAAUAAAUGAAAAGCAUAAUGUUUAAUGCA
This is a messenger RNA of Erigeron canadensis, 1774 nucleotides long. Its product is annotated as G2/mitotic-specific cyclin-2-like. Gene Ontology annotation, biological process: mitotic cell cycle phase transition; regulation of cyclin-dependent protein serine/threonine kinase activity. NCBI's taxonomy places the organism in Eukaryota, Viridiplantae, Streptophyta, Magnoliopsida, Asterales, Asteraceae. Gene Ontology annotation, cellular component: nucleus; cyclin-dependent protein kinase holoenzyme complex; centrosome. The coding region runs from base 221 to 1480 and encodes 419 amino acids. The record is from RefSeq and is a predicted model, not a curated record. The transcript is spliced from 10 exons. Gene Ontology annotation, molecular function: cyclin-dependent protein serine/threonine kinase regulator activity.